GCAUCCGGCGGCCGCGAGCGCGAGCGCGACUCCGCAUCGGGAGAAUCACUGUUCCAAAAUCACUGACGCGCGGGACGACGCAACACGCGCCCCCCACCCCCACCACGAGCAGACGUGGACGCCGCGAGCGGUGGCACGGCACGCCUCCGCCUCCGCCUCCGCAACAACCACUCCCAAUCCCACGCGGCCUCUCGACCCUCCCACUCCCACGAGGACGAGCACCCACCCACCGGAGCAGCAGCGGAGACGCGCAGAGGAGCCGAGCCAGGCGGGCGGCGGCAGAUGGCGGAGGCGGAGGGGGAGGUGAGGAGGGACAUGUGGGGGCAGGACUACCGGACGGCCUCCGCCGACUGCGCGGCGGCGCUGGACGACUACUACGCGCAGACCAUGUCCUUCGGCCGCGGCCGCGGCCGCGCCGUGCUCCGCGCGGCCGCCGCCGACCCCGCCUGCGCGCUCGCCGCGCUGCACGCCGCGCACUUCGUCGGCCCGCGCGACCGCGCCGGGGCCGCCGCCUUCCUCGCCGCCGCCGCCGGCAGCCUCGGCAAGGCGACGGAGUACGAGAGGGCGGUGUUCCGGGCGCUCUCGGCGCUCGUCGGCGAGGACAGGGACACGGAGGUGGCCGUCGACCGGCAUUUCGAGCUGCUCAAGGAGUUCCCCAGGGAUCUCAUGUCCCUCAAGAGAGCGCAGCUCCUCUGCUUCUAUGUGGGACGGCCGGACACAUCCCUCAAAUUUGUUCAACAGGUUUUGCCGGAGAACCAAGAUCGGAACUAUAUAUACGGCAUGCUCGCUUUCCCUUUGCUAGAGCUCGGAAGAAUGGACGAAGCUGAGAUAGCUGCUCGGAAAGGCUUGGCUAUAAACAAGAACGACUUCUGGUCACAGCAUAAUAUGUGCCAUGUUUUCCAGCAGGAAUGUCGCUUCAGAGAAGCUACUGAAUUCAUGGAAUCAUGUUCUCCAUCAUGGACAUCAUGCUCAUCAUUUAUGUUUACCCACAACUGGUGGCAUGUUGCAGUCUGUUACUUGGAAGGCGAAGCCCCUAUUAGGAAAGUUAUGGAGGUAUAUGAUCAAAACAUCAUGAAGGAACUCGAUAGAAGUGAUUGUGAGCCAGCAGAGGUGUACGUGAAUGCUCUUGGUUUGCUACUCCGUUUAUAUGUGCGUGGUGAGAUAGGUCCAGCCAAAGAGAGGCUAACACCAUUGCUAGAUGAACUUAAGAAUGAGUCCAUUUGGCAUGCGGAAUGGCUCCUUGAUUUACUUAUAUUAUGGGCAUUAUCUAGUAUGAAUGAAGUUAAAGCAGCAGAAAAUCUGCUGGACUCACUACAAUCAAGAGUCUCUUCAAUGGACAUGAAGAGACAGCAAGUGAUGCAGAAGGCAAUUCAGCUAGCCGAUGCUGUUUAUAAAUAUGGAAAAGGAGAGCACAAGGCGGUGUUUGACGCCCUGGGUCCAGACUUCGAUGGGCUUGGCUAUAAAAUGAUUGGUGCAUCGGAUGAACAAGUGGACGUCUUCAAUGAAGUUUGGUACACUGUGCUAAUAAAUUCUGGAGAGACGUCUACAGCGAUUGAGCUGCUCGUCAAACAAAUCAGCAAACGAGAGGGUGCACCUUUCUUGUGGCGCUUGCUGGAGAAAGCAUACACAGUGGAGGGCAGAGGUGCGGAUGCUUCAGUGGCCACCGAGAAGGCAAAUGCUCUACAAGCUGCUCAUUUUCAUUAGUGUCGAGUUCCGGCUCGUUCACGGAAAGGUUAUAUGUACUUGUUGAUGUAUGUAUGGGUGUAACUAUUCUUGCUGGUACGCACAAUGGAAGUUUAUAUUCUCUAAUAAAUCACAGUAUGGAGUCGUGCGGUGCUUGCGCAACUCCCUCUGCUGCAACAAACCCAA
Messenger RNA from Aegilops tauschii subsp. strangulata, 1869 nucleotides. RefSeq lists its product as uncharacterized. Gene Ontology annotation, molecular function: protein binding. The record is from RefSeq and is a predicted model, not a curated record. Lineage: Eukaryota; Viridiplantae; Streptophyta; Magnoliopsida; Poales; Poaceae.